GCACAUCCAACAUAAUAACUACAUAGGUAGCUCGAUACACAACUACAUACAUAGGUAUCAAUAUAUACAUCGUACCCAAACAAAAUAACUUUCUUCUUCAUCCGGAGAUUUGAACUUCUAAUAUCCAGCAACCGGAAAAGAAAAGGACACAAUAUGGCUUCUAUGUCACUGCAACCCUCAACCCUAUCAAGCCUUGGCCUCUUCAUGAAGUCAAACGUACGCAUGAAGCCAAUCCCACCCCCUAAGGACCUCUCCCUCCGCGGCCAGACAGCUCUGAUCACAGGAGGUAACAGCGGUCUCGGCUUUGAAGCGGCCAAGCAGCUCUUGCAGCACGGGCUCUCUCGUCUUGUCAUUACAUCUCGAAGCGCCGAAAAGGGCAAGAAGGCUGCCGAUUCUCUGCGUGCUUCGUGUCAGAACCCGGAUUCCGAGAUCCUUGUCUGGGAGUUGGACAUGUUAUCGUACGACUCGAUACAGCAAUUUGUGAGACGCUGCGAGUCCGAACUGCUCCCCCUGGGCAAUUCGGUGAGCGGUCGCGGCCUCGAUAUUGCCAUCCUCAAUGCCGGUGUCGCUCAGGCGGUGUUCGCGAUCAACCGCUCCACGGGGCAUGAAGAGACCUUCCAGACAAAUUACCUUUCCACGGCGCUUCUUGCCAUUUUGCUACUACCUCUGCUGAAGGGGAAGGGAAAGCCGAAGGUGGGGUCAAAGCCAGGCCGUCUGAGUAUUGUAGGCUCAAGCACUGGCCUCACUGCCGCCUUUGGAAACAGGAACGCGAACCCUUUGAUCCCAAGCUUUGAUGACCAGCAUCAUUGGGAAGAAAUGGGUGCAUUUGAGAGAUACAGUGUCUCGAAGACAUUGGUCAUGGUGCUAUUAGCACAGCUAGGAAAACAGGAGCUUGUUGACGAAGACGGCAAUGGCGUGCAAGUCAACGCCUUUGAGCCGGGCUUUGUCAGGGGCACAAACUGUAAGAAAUAGCCCGGACUCCUCGUAUACUUUUGGAGAAGUUGCUAACAAGUUACUAUCAGUGUACCGCCAUGCUUCAUCGACUAAGAUAGCGAAGGCGAUGUUUAAAGUCAUG
Molecule: messenger RNA, 1075 nt
Organism: Hypoxylon fragiforme
Lineage: Eukaryota; Fungi; Ascomycota; Sordariomycetes; Xylariales; Hypoxylaceae
Exons: 1
Coding region: 154-972 (272 amino acids)
Source: RefSeq, a predicted model, not a curated record